GCCAUAAAUAUGGACUACUCAAAUACAGAAAACUUUGACAAGGAGAAUUACAUCCAGGAGGAGUUCUCCAAUUACAGUUACAACACUGACCUGCCCUUUUUGCCCCACCCUGUCCCAUGCCAGCCAGAAUCUCUGGAUAUCAACAAGUAUGCUGUGGUUGUCAUCUAUGCCCUGGUCCUACUGCUGAGCCUCCUGGGAAAUUCCCUGGUGUUGCCGGUUGUCUUACACAGCCAGGUCAGCUGCUCUGUCACUGAUGUCUACCUGCUGAACCUGUCCCUGGCAGACCUGCUCUUUGCCCUGACCUCGCCUAUCUGGGCUGCCUCCAAAGCACAGGGCUGGAUCUAUGGCACAAUCUUAUACAAGGUGGUCUCACUACUGAAGGAAGUCUACUUCUACAGUGGUAUUCUACUACUGGCCUGUAUCAGCAUGGACCACUACCUAGCUAUUGUGCAUGCCAUACACGAACUGACUCAGAAAUGGCACUGGGUCAAGUUCAUAUGCUUAGGCAUCAGGACCAUAUCCCUGAUCCUGUCCCUGGCCAUCUUUGUCUUCCACAGGACAAUCCACCCAUCUAAUUCUGGCCCUAUCUGCUAUGAGGAUCUGGGUGCCAAUACAACAAAAUGGUGCACUAUGAUGCGGGUCUUGCCUCAGACCUUUGGCUUCCUCGUGCCCAUGCUUGUCAUGCUGUUCUGCUAUGGACUCAGCCUGUACACGCUGUUUCAGGCCCAUGUGGGGAAGAAGCACUGGGCCACGCAGGUCAUCUUUGCUAUUAUGCUCAUCUUCCUGCUCUGCUGGCUGCCCUACAAUCUGGUCCUGGUGUCAAACACCAUCAUGAAGCUCCAGGUCACCAAGAAGAACUGUGAGUGCCAAAACAACAUUGGUCAGGCCAUGGAUGCCACCAAGAUUUGGGGUUUCUUCCACAGCUGUCUCAAUCCCUUUAUCUAUGCCUUCACUGGCCAGAAAUUUCACCAUGGAUUUCUUAGGAUAAUGGCCAUCCAUGGCCUGAUCAGCAAGGAAUUCCUGGUCAAGUAUGGCAAGCCAUCCUUCAUUGGGUCUUCCUCAGGGAACACUUCUACUACCGUCUAA
This is a messenger RNA of Phyllostomus hastatus (greater spear-nosed bat), 1086 nucleotides long. RefSeq names its product C-X-C chemokine receptor type 2-like. Gene Ontology annotation, cellular component: membrane. Lineage: Eukaryota; Metazoa; Chordata; Mammalia; Chiroptera; Phyllostomidae. Gene Ontology annotation, molecular function: C-X-C chemokine receptor activity; interleukin-8 binding. The coding region runs from base 10 to 1086 and encodes 358 amino acids. The record is from RefSeq and is a predicted model, not a curated record. Gene Ontology annotation, biological process: immune response; G protein-coupled receptor signaling pathway; neutrophil chemotaxis. The transcript has a single exon.